Molecule: messenger RNA, 2379 nt
Organism: Arabidopsis thaliana (thale cress)
Lineage: Eukaryota; Viridiplantae; Streptophyta; Magnoliopsida; Brassicales; Brassicaceae
Gene: AUR2
Product: ataurora2
Exons: 10
Coding region: 1095-2144 (349 amino acids)
Biological process (GO): post-translational protein modification; chromatin remodeling
Cellular component (GO): spindle pole; nucleus; nuclear membrane
Molecular function (GO): histone H3S10 kinase activity; protein serine kinase activity; protein serine/threonine kinase activity
Source: RefSeq, marked reviewed
CCACACUCAAAACUACAUUUACAUAUACCAAGAAAGCCACCAUAUAAUUCUAGAAGCCAGACGGUGACCAAGUAAUUGGCAUUUAUUAAUUUACUUAAUUCGUUAUCAUCUUUCCUUACACUAGCUAUUUCACAAUCAUAAAACAGAAAAUACCGAUCAGCAAUUAAACACACAAAAAAUUGUAUGGAAAAUAGAAAAUAAAAUUUUAGAUAGAUCUUUUCAAAAAGGUAAGAACAGUAUUAAAAAAACAUACGUAGGAUAAUCAUAAAACUUAAUACAACAUAUAGAUCCAUAUAAUUAUUAAACUCUAAUGAGUAGUUGUUGUGGUUUGGUGUGUUUGUUGUGGCUGCGAGUGCGUAUAAUGUCCCAACUCUUUGGCUUUCUCCGCUAUCCUCAUCCUCGCGUAAUCCACCUUAUCCGCUCCCAUCGGGUGUUUUCCGGUAACGUACUUAUAAAUCCACGUUAACGCCGUAGCUGCUGCCACCCCACAACCACCGGAGAAUAGGAAUCCCAUCGUCAAAAGCCCUAUCGUUAUCACUGCCGGUACCAACACCGGGCUGAACAGAACCAUCAACGGCGUCGCUACGAUCAAACCGAUCACCGUUCCGGUUAGUGUUAGUCCUGAGAGCACGAGGAGUGAUAGGCCGAUCGUAGCUGCCGUUACGAAUCUCACUAUCUGCCGAGUCGAUGGUGAUGAUUCAUGGAGACUCCUCAUUAUUGGUUGUUGUUGUUGCUGAUGUUGUUGAUGAUCCGCCAUUUCUUUUUUUCUUUUUCUAAGAGAGUAUGGAUUUAAUGUUCUAUGUUGUUUUUGUAGCUUUAAUAAGCUUACCAUUUGUGAUUAUUAUGAAGAAUGAAAAUAGACUAGUAUGAAGGAGAGGCUAAACUUAAACGAGACAUGUGUCGAACGACGAGGCGUGUUAGGCAAUGGAGAAGAGUGUCACGCGGGCGUGUCAGUUCUGCAUGGAGCUACUUUGACGAGUGACUGUAUAUUAUCCUAGUGAUUAUGAAGUUGGAAUACCGUGGGCUUAAUAAUAUCUGGGCCUGUAGCGACUGUAUCAUCUCGGGAGACAAAUUAUUUGAAAAUAAAAACCUCGAUGCAGAUGUAUCAACACGUGGCAGCAUCUGGAUUCGACCGUUGCUGCUUUGCUGGUGGUUUACGUUUUUUCCCCUUUUUAAAUUUCUCAAUUUGGAUCUGUUCCCUUUGUGAAAAUUACUCUCUCUUCUCUCUUUCUUUCUUCUCUUUCUCUCGCUAUCUUGGCUCAUCAACGAUCUCUUCCAUGGGGAUUUCUACAGAGACGCAGCAAAUUGCGGCUUCAGAGGCUGCACAAAAGAGAUGGACUACAAGCGAUUUCGAUAUCGGAAAGCCACUUGGUAGAGGAAAGUUUGGCCAUGUUUAUCUAGCAAGAGAGAAACGGAGCGAUCACAUUGUGGCUUUAAAGGUUCUUUUUAAGGCUCAGCUUCAACAAUCUCAAGUUGAACACCAGUUACGAAGGGAAGUAGAGAUUCAAUCUCAUCUUCGGCAUCCCAAUAUUCUGCGGCUCUACGGUUACUUCUAUGAUCAGAAAAGAGUUUAUUUGAUUUUGGAGUAUGCUGUAAGGGGUGAGCUUUAUAAAGAGCUUCAGAAGUGCAAGUACUUCAGCGAACGUCGAGCAGCAACUUAUGUUGCGUCAUUGGCUAGAGCCCUCAUCUAUUGCCAUGGAAAGCAUGUAAUUCACAGAGAUAUAAAACCUGAAAAUCUGUUGAUUGGUGCUCAGGGUGAGCUCAAGAUUGCAGAUUUUGGAUGGUCAGUACACACAUUCAACCGUAGAAGGACUAUGUGUGGCACUUUGGAUUACCUUCCACCUGAGAUGGUGGAAAGCGUUGAACAUGAUGCGAGUGUCGAUAUAUGGAGUCUAGGAAUUCUCUGCUACGAAUUUCUUUAUGGUGUUCCUCCUUUUGAGGCCAGGGAGCAUUCAGAGACAUACAAAAGGAUUGUUCAAGUGGAUCUCAAGUUCCCUCCCAAACCCAUUGUGUCAUCAUCUGCAAAGGACCUGAUUAGCCAGAUGUUGGUUAAGGAGUCUACGCAACGUUUGGCCUUGCACAAGCUUCUUGAACACCCGUGGAUUGUGCAAAACGCAGACCCAUCAGGCCUUUACAGAGGAUGAAGCGAUGAAGCUAGGAAAAGAUUUAAGAUUGCAUUCUUGGCACUUUGCACCACUUACUGCAAAAAGUCUGACCAUUUCAUAGUUCUAUAUAUGUAAUUGCUGUGUUCCAAAAGUAUUUGUACUACAUUUUUCUACGAAGUUUAUAUAGCCACAAGAUUCGUGUAACUUUACUCCAAUUAUUUUCGAAUCCUACAUCACUUUUUAAAUAAAAAUUGUUCGGAAUGGUUUCAAACUU